Molecule: messenger RNA, 1689 nt
Organism: Triticum turgidum subsp. durum (durum wheat)
Lineage: Eukaryota; Viridiplantae; Streptophyta; Magnoliopsida; Poales; Poaceae
Source: the annotation of a GenBank genome assembly
AUGGCUCUACUUGCUUCUGCCCUGACUCCCACCACUCACCUUGGCCUUAGGAGCCAUGUAGGACCAAAUCGUGAGAUUUUAUGGCUCCGAUCUGCUGCUUCAUCACAAAAGAGCAAGGGAAGGUGUAACAUUACCGUUAGGUUACAAAGAGAAUCACAACCAGCGGAACCUAUUGGGCAUGUAACUACUAAGCUCAAGCCCUGGCAAAUCCCUAGAAGGGACUGGUUCUCCCCCGAGUUCAUCUUUGGUGCGUCCACUUCAGCGUACCAGGUUGAAGGUGCUUGGAAUGAAGAUGGCAAGGGGGAAAGCACUUGGGACCACUUCUGCCACAAUUAUCCUGAGCGCAUAUCUGACGUGACCAAUGGGGAUGUCGCAGCGGACUCCUACCAUAUGUAUGAAGAGGAUGUCAAAGCGCUGAAGGACAUGGGCAUGGAUGCGUAUAGGUUCUCCAUCUCUUGGUCGAGAAUACUGCCAAAUGGGACGGGAACCCCAAACCGGAAAGGCAUUCAUUACUACAAUAAGCUGAUCAACUCGUUGAUACGUCAUGGCAUAGUGCCAUAUGUUACAAUUUGGCAUUGGGACACCCCUCAAGCACUGGAAGACAAGUACGGCGGCUUCUUAGAUCCGAGGAUUAUAAAUGACUACAAACACUUCGCCGAGGUGUGCUUUCAGAGCUUCGGCGACAGGGUGAAGCACUGGUUCACCUUUAACGAGCCACACACAUAUUGUUGUUUCUCCUAUGGAGAGGGGAUUCAUGCUCCUGGGAGGUGCUCGCCUGGGAUGGAUUGUGCCAUCCCAGAAGGAGACUCGCUCAAAGAGCCAUACAUUGCUGGACACCACAUCCUCCUAGCUCAUGCCGAGGCUGUUGAGCUGUUCAAAACACAUUACAACCAGUGUGAGGAUGGCAAAAUAGGGAUGGCUUUUGACGUAAUGGGUUACGAGCCAUACCAAGACUCGUUCCUCGAUGAACAGGCCCGGCAAAGAUCCAUCGACUACAACCUCGGAUGGUUCGUAGAGCCAGUGGUUCGUGGUGACUACCCCUUCUCCAUGAGAUCACUUAUCGGAGAUCGUCUACCCAUGUUCACUGAGCUUGAGCAAGCCAAGCUAGCGUCCUCCUGUGACAUCAUGGGUCUCAACUACUACACCUCCAGGUUCUCCAAGCACAUUGACAUGUCAUCAAACGUUACGCCAAAGCUGAACAUCGACGACGCUUACUCUAGUUCCGAAAUUGUAGGGUGUGACGGGAAUACCAUCGGGCCUAAAACUGGAACUUUUUGGAUUUACAUGUACCCAAAAGGCCUAAGGGACCUCCUUCUGAUCAUGAAGGAGAAAUACGGAAACCCACCCAUCUUCAUCACUGAGAACGGAAUGGCUGACGUGGACGGCGAUGAAACCAUGUCAGAUCCCCUGGAUGACUGGAAAAGGCUAGACUACCUCCAGCGCCACAUCUCAGCCGUCAAGGACGCAAUAGACCAAGGCGUGGACGUGCGGGGCCACUUCACGUGGGGUCUCGUUGACAACUUUGAGUGGGGCCAAGGCUACAGCUCACGUUUCGGCCUCGUCUACAUCGACAAAAAUGACGGCCUCAAGCGCAAGCUCAAGAAGUCAGCCAAGUGGUUUGGAAAGUUCAACGCCGUCCCAAAACGCUUGAUUGGUAUUACCAAACCAACUGGGCAAGCUCCCGUGUGA